AUGUAUCAUAUGUUUCAGAACGACCGAACAAUAAUAACGGAGACUUUACGAGGCAUAAAACGUAAGAGCAGUACAAGUGGUGACGAUAUGCAGCAACAACAUCAUUCGUCAUUCCAUCACCAUCAUCAUCCUCAUAAUCAACAACAAUCACCGCAUCCUCCUCCAUCUCAUUCUCAUCAUCAUCAAUAUGAUACAUUAGCAAUGCAACAACAAACAACUACAAAUGUUGUUACACUACAUCCAUCGGCUACGAUACUUUUAAGUGGACCAUUAGCUGGUUCAAAUUCAUCUCAACAACAACAACAGCAACAACAAUCACAAUCAAAUUUGGCUAACUAUUAUGCAGCACAACAGCAACAACAACAACAACAACAACAUUAUGUUACUAAUUAUCAUCAUACAAAUGGAACUAAUCAAUAUAGUACAACAGCAUCACCGACAACACCGACACAACAACAUUAUCAAACUAAUACAGAUAAAACAUCUACUGCAAAAGAUCGACAUAAACGUGUUCGGUGUAAACAAUGUGAACCAUGUUGUCGUGAUGAUUGUUCUGAAUGUGUACAUUGUAAAGAUAUGCCAAAAUUUGGUGGUGUUGGAAAAAUGAAACAAUGUUGUUUAACAAAACAAUGUAUUGCACCAAUAUUACCAUCAACAGCUUCGUGUCAAGUAUGUUCAAAAAAGAAAGGUUCAAGAAAAUUAUCACAACUUAAACCAGAAGAAAUUCUUUAUGAAUGUGAACGUUGUAUGGAAAUACAUCAUUUACCUUGUUUUCAUACUGCUCAUCCGGAUUCGUCUGCAAGUGAAGGUGUAUUUAGUGAUGAUAUACCUGAAACAUGGUUAUGUCCAAAAUGUAUCACGGCUAAUACACCUGAACCACCUUUGUAUAAAUUACGACCCAUUGUACGGCGUACAUUAGUAACAACGAAUAAAGGUAAAAAUGGACUUAUUGAAUUACCUUAUUCAGAUCCUUCUCAACAACAACAACAACAACAACAACAACAACAACAACAACAACAGCAACAAAUGAAUGUUAAUCAUCAUCUUUUACAACAGCAGCAACAGCAGCAUCAUUCAUUAGCUCAACCAUUACCAAUAUCACAUAGUGAACUUCAUCAUUUACAUCAUGGACAUUUAGAUUUACAUCAUUUAUAUGCAACCGGUGGUGGUAAUUCAAAUCCGAACGUUAAUCUUGGGGGACUUUUACCAAAUCACAAUGAUUUACAUUGUGAUCUGUAUACAGAUCCAUAUGAAGCUAUGGAGAAUGAAGCAAAAAAACGUUGUCUUUAUGCAACUAUGUAUGCACCAAAUGGUAAUGGUGAUUCUUCUGGAACAACAGGCGAUCCAUCCUCAUCUAUAAAUGGUGGUAGUAGCAAUAAUGGUCUUGUUGGUCUUGAUGAUCUAUCGACAUCUUUAAAUGAUUCGGAUUUAUAUGUACCACAAAUGUUUGCUGUUUAA
Rotaria sp. Silwood2 is the source of this 1458-nucleotide messenger RNA. The record is from the annotation of a GenBank genome assembly. Lineage: Eukaryota; Metazoa; Rotifera; Eurotatoria; Philodinida; Philodinidae.